AUGGAGUAUCUGUCGAGCCAACAAGACGGCUUCGAUGAACUGAAGCCGUCGCUGUUCGAGCUCCUCUCCGAACAGCAACUGGCUGCUCUGCUGCCACCCUCCCUCCGCUACCUACUCGCCGUCGCCACCCACAGGCACCCGCGAUACUUGCUGCCCAUUCUCAAUUCGUUCGAUGAAGUGUACGCGCUUCUGUCGCUGCUGGUCGAGCGGCAUUUCCUACGUACCUAUGGCGGCGGCUUCACCGAGAACUUCUAUGGCUUGAAGCGUGAGCGCGUGCUACAUAUCAAGGGCGGAGAGGCACGCCGCGCGCAGCUGGGCGCCGCCGACCAGAUGCGCGAGACGCUCAAGCUGCGCAAUGCCGACGUCUGGGGCAAUCUGGCUGUCAUGGUCGGUCUGCCAUGGCUCAAGAGGAAGCUGGACGAAGGAUGGGACAUACAUGCCGCGCACCAGAGCGUUCUGCAAGGCGCGCCGGGCUUCGGACGGGAUCGAGAGGGUCUACCCGAGGGCGCCACGCUCAAACAGCGCAUCCUCUUCUACUACAAAUGGUUUCUAAGGAAAGUGUACCCAAGCGUCAAUGCGGCCUACUACUUCGCGCUGUUGGCCUGGAACUUGGCCUACCUGUUCGACGGGUCAAAGUACCACAGCCCGUUCAUGUGGCUGGUAGGCACGCGCCUCCGCCGGCUCAACGCCGCCGACUACCGCGCCAUCGAGCUCGCGACCAAGCCUCCCGCCGCCCACACGCCGACCCCCGGCGCGAGGCCCGGCCAGCAGAACAGCAUCUUCCACCCACGAACCCUCGCUUCAGCCGUCUCCCAGCGCGCGCUGAGCUCCCUCCGCAUCCUCCUACCGACCUCCAUCUUCGCCCUCAAGUUCCUCGAGUGGUGGCACGCCUCCGACUUCGCGCGCCAACUGUCCCGCCAGACGGCUGCGGACCUCGAGCUCCCACCCCCCAUCGUCGGCGGGCUCCCCGCGCUCUCCAAGCCGUCCCAAAGUGCUUCUUCUUCUUCUUCUUCCAAGCCAACGGCGCCGUCUAAGCCCUCGGCGCUGAAGCAGGAGAAGCCGCCGCCCAAGCCGUCGCCGCCCAUCUCUUCCGUCACCCUGCUGCCCAUCCUCACCGUCCCCGCCCCGGACAACUCCGCGCUCUGCCCCAUCUGCGUGUCGCCGGUGCAGACCCCGACGGCGAGCCCCUACGGCCUGGUGUACUGCUACGCGUGCAUUCACCGGUGGGUCGAGGGGACGCACGAGCGGCAAGUGGCGUUCAUGGAGGGCAGCAAGGCGUUCACGAACGGUGACGGCGAGGAGGUGGGGGUGGUCGGGCAAGACGACGGCGCGUGGGCGGAGGAGGAAGGGAGCAGGGAAGGCCGGUGGGAGAACGGGAGGGGGAGAGAUGCGGUGACGGGCAAGAGGGUGUUGGGCGGGACUGAGGGGCUGAGACGGGUGGUUGUUUGA
This is a messenger RNA of Diplodia corticola, 1449 nucleotides long. RefSeq names its product peroxisome biosynthesis protein (pas10 peroxin-12). Gene Ontology annotation, cellular component: peroxisomal membrane; peroxisomal importomer complex. The record is from RefSeq and is a predicted model, not a curated record. Lineage: Eukaryota; Fungi; Ascomycota; Dothideomycetes; Botryosphaeriales; Botryosphaeriaceae. The transcript has 2 exons. Gene Ontology annotation, molecular function: protein binding; ubiquitin-protein transferase activity; zinc ion binding. Bases 1 to 1449 code for a protein of 482 amino acids. Gene Ontology annotation, biological process: protein monoubiquitination; protein import into peroxisome matrix.